Messenger RNA from Micropterus dolomieu (smallmouth bass), 3384 nucleotides. RefSeq names its product scavenger receptor cysteine-rich type 1 protein M160-like. The transcript has 13 exons. Gene Ontology annotation, cellular component: membrane. The record is from RefSeq and is a predicted model, not a curated record. The coding region runs from base 1 to 3384 and encodes 1127 amino acids. Lineage: Eukaryota; Metazoa; Chordata; Actinopteri; Centrarchiformes; Centrarchidae.
AUGAUCAGAGCAGAGAGCAGGCGGACGGCCAGAGAAAUGGUCUACCUGGAGAUGGAUCACCUGUUGGUGCUGCUGCUGCUGCUGCUGCUGCUGCUGUGGAGCUCAGAUAAUGUCAGGUUGGUGGGAGGAGCCAGUCGCUGUGCAGGAACACUGGAGGUGAAACAGGUAGAAUGGAGACCAGUGAGUGACCCUUACUCUGACUGGACCCUGAAGACAGCAGCUGUUGUCUGUAGAGAGCUGGACUGUGGCUCUGCUGUUUCUGUAGAAGAGAGAAAGGAGUCCUCAUACAGACCUGUGUGGAGGAUCAGCUCUGACUGUGUUCAGUCUAGAUCUUUUCUGAAGGAGUGUACAAGAUCAUUUUCCUCUUCCUCCAUCCUGGAUCUCACCUGUUCAGACUCUGUCAGGCUGCUGGACGGGACUAGUCUGUGCUCAGGCAGACUGGAGGUGAAGUCUAAUCAGUCUAACCAGUCUAACCAGUGGUGGUCCUCAGUGUGUGAAGCUGACUUUGACCAGCAGGAUGCAGAGGUGGUCUGUAGGGAGCUCGGCUGUGGGGCUCCUUCAGUCCUCCAGGGGGCGCUCUAUGGAGAAGUGGAGGCUCCGAUGUGGACCAAAGAGUUCCAGUGUGGAGGCCAUGAGUCUGCUCUCCUGGACUGUAGAAGCUCAGGCUCAGCUAGAAACACCUGCUCACCUGGAAAAGCUGUUGGGCUCACCUGCUCAGAGCCUGAUGAUGUCAGGUUUGUGGGAGGAGCCAGUCGCUGUGCAGGAACACUGGAGCUGAAACAUCAGGGAGAAUGGAGACCAGUGAGUUACUAUUACUCUGUCUGGACCCUGAAGACAGCAGCUGUUGCCUGUAGAGACCUGGACUGUGGCUCUGCUUUUUCUGUAGGAAAGAGAAAGGAGUCCUCAGUCAGACCUGUGUGGUCGAUCUGGUCUGACUGUGUUCAGUCUGGAUCUGUUCUGAGGGAGUGUGUAACAUCAGGUUCCUCUCCCUCCAUCCUGGAUCUCACCUGCUCAGACUCUGUCAGGCUGCUGGACGGGACUAGUCUGUGCUCAGGCAGACUGGAGGUGAAGUCUAACCAGUCUAACCAGUCUAACCAGUCUAACCAGUGGUGGUCCUCAGUGUGUGAAGCUGACUUUGACCAGCAGGAUGCAGAGGUGGUCUGUAGGCAGCUCGGCUGUGGGGCUCCUUCAGUCCUCCAGGGGGCGCUCUAUGGAGAAGUGGAGGCUCCGAUGUGGACCAAAGAGUUCCAGUGUGGAGGCCAUGAGUCUGCUCUCCUGGACUGUAGAAGCUCAGGCUCAGCUAGAAACACCUGCUCACCUGGAAAAGCUGUUGGGCUCACCUGCUCAGAGCCUGAUGAUGUCAGGUUUGUGGGAGGAGCCAGUCGCUGUGCAGGAACACUGGAGGUGAAACAUCAGAGAGAAUGGAGACCAGUGAGUUACUAUUUCUCUGUCUGGACCCUGAAUACAGCAGCUGUUGUCUGUAAAGAGCUGGACUGUGGCUCUGCUGUUUCUGUAGAAGAGAGAAAGGAGUCCUCAGACAGACCUGUGUGGUCGAUCAGGUCUGACUGUGUUCAGUCUGGAUCUGCUCUGAGGGAGUGUGUAGCAUCAUCAGAUUCCUCUCCCUCCAUCCUGGAUCUCACCUGCUCAGACUCUGUCAGGCUGCUGGACGGGACUAGUCUGUGCUCAGGCAGACUGGAGGUGAAGUCUAACCAGUCUAACCAGUCUAACCAGAGGUGGUCCUCAGUGUGUGAAGCUGACUUUGACCAGCAGGAUGCAGAGGUGGUCUGUAGGGAGCUCGGCUGUGGGGCUCCUUCAGUCCUCCAGGGGGCGCUCUAUGGAGAAGUGGAGGCUCCGAUGUGGACCAAAGAGUUCCAGUGUGGAGGCCAUGAGUCUGCUCUCCUGGACUGUAGAAGCUCAGGCUCAGCUAGAAACACCUGCUCACCUGGAAAAGCUGUUGGGCUCACCUGCUCAGAGCCUGUCAGGUUGUUGGGAGGAGCCAGUCGCUGUGCAGGAACACUGGAGGUGAAACAUCAGGGAGAAUGGAGACCAGUGAGUUACUAUUUCUCUGUCUGGACCCUGAAGACAGCAGCUGUUGCCUGUAGAGAGCUGGACUGUGGCUCUGCUUUUUCUGUAGAAGAGAGAAAGGAGUCCUCAGACAGACCUGUGUGGUGGAUCAGGUCUGACUGUGUUCAGUCUGGAUCUGCUCUGAGGGAGUGUGCAACAUCAACUUCCUCUCUCUCCAUCGUGGAUCUCACCUGCUCAGACUCUGUCAGGCUGCUGGACGGGACUAGUCUGUGCUCAGGCAGACUGGAGGUGAAGUCUAACCAGUCUAACCAGUGGUGGUCCUCAGUGUGUGAAGCUGACUUUGACCAGCAGGAUGCAGAGGUGGUCUGUAGGGAGCUUGGCUGUGGGGCUCCUUCAGUCCUCCAGGGGGCGCUCUAUGGAGAAGUGGAGGCUCCCAUGUGGACCAAAGAGUUCCAGUGUGGAGGCCAUGAGUCUGCUCUCCUGGACUGUAGAAGCUCAGGCUCAGCUAGAAACACCUGCUCACCUGGAAAAGCUGUUGGGCUCACCUGCUCAGAGCCUGUCAGGUUGGUGGGAGGAGCCAGUCGCUGUGCAGGAACACUGGAGGUGAAACAUCAGGGAGAAUGGAGACCAGUGAGUUACUAUUACUCUGUCUGGACCCUGAAGACAGCAGCUGUUGCCUGUAGAGAGCUGGACUGUGGCUCUGCUGUUUCUGUAGGAAAGAGAAAGGAGUCCUCAGACAGACCUGUGUGCUGGACCAGGUCUGACUGUGUUCAGUCUGGAUCUGCUCUGAGAGAGUGUGUAGCAUCAUCAGGUCCCUCUCCCUCCAUCCUGGAUCUCACCUGCUCAGACCUGCUGCUUCAGCCCAACAUCUCUGUGUCCUCCUCCAUGGACGGGGUCUCCGAGGCCCAGCAGCAGGGCUUUCAGGUGUCCAGGGGCUCCACCUUCACCAUCAGCUGCUCCAUCCAGCCACAGUACCCAGGAGGCUCCUUCCAGCUCGCCUUCACCUCCUCUAUCACAUCACACAACGACACCCAGCCAGCUGUCAAUCACUCUGCCCACUUCCUGUUUCCUGCUGCACAGCCCGCCCACCAAGGAAUCUACAGCUGUGUUUAUCACGUCCAUGUUUUUUCUCAUGACUUCUCCUCUGAGAGCCGUCGGCUGUCUCUCACUGUCUCAGAUCCAACAGGUCUUCUCAUCAAAGUGGUCGUCCUGCCGCUGACUCUGCUGUUGGUGAUCGCUGCUGUUUGUUUCUACCGUAAGGCCAGGCAGGAGGACAUUGAGCUGGAUUAUUAUAACCUGGGUGUUUCUGCAGCUGAAGGAGGGCCGACUGAAGAGGAAGGAGCUCAGGUAGCAGAGUAG